Symbiodinium sp. CCMP2456 is the source of this 2412-nucleotide messenger RNA. The record is from the annotation of a GenBank genome assembly. NCBI's taxonomy places the organism in Eukaryota, Dinophyceae, Suessiales, Symbiodiniaceae.
AUGAGCCGACAGAAGCAAGUCUUGCCACCGGGGCAUUUCAGCCGCAUCUACAGGAUCAUUGGGAGAGUCGUCGGUGCUCGAGGUUUGCCGAAUGCCGACGCAACAUCAAAGUCGGAUCCGUACUGCGUGGUCAAGGGCAUCCGGUCCAACAACCACAUGGUCAACAUUUAUUGCACCAGAACAGUGCAGAACUCGCUCUCCCCAAUAUGGGAGGAGGAGUUCGACUACCGCAUCCCACCCGAGUGGGGGUUGGUCGAGCUGGUCGGUUUGAAGGCGAUGGUGUUCGAUGCAGAUGACAACACGACCAGCUUUCUAGGCACCGAAGAUUUCCUCGGUGGAUGUGACAUUGACCUUUCCAAUGCCGUGACUGGCCGUGCGCUUACUCAUGAGCUGGAGCUGGCGGGGGUUCCCCUGAACAAGGCGAAGGGCAAGAAACCGCGGCUUACGCUUGUGGUCACCGUCUACAAGGAAGUGGUUCCGAAGCCGAAGCCUCAAAUGGACCUCUUGAUAGAGAGCCUGGAGUUCUUGGAGUACAUCCGCGAGGUGUCUGUGAAAGUCGUCGAGGCCAAGGCACUCCCGAACGCGGACCUGGUGGGUUCGAGUGAUCCGCAGUGUGUCGUGCGACUCAUCAUGGUAAAUGGUGAGGUUCGAGAGUUGCACCGCACGAAGACCAUCAAGGAUAAUCUGAAUCCCAGGUGGGACGAGAUGUGUGGCCAAAAGUUCGAGUUUAUGGAUCAACCACUGCUUCUCGUGUUCGACAUAUGGGAUGUAGAUGGGCCAGGUCGAGCAGAGGAUGGUCAGCACCUGGGCUCGGCUGUGGUGCCACUCCUGGAGUGUUUACCCGGGACGAACCGCAAGCGGAAGUUGCCCUUGCUGGGGGAGCAGCAGCUGCACGAAAAGCGGCUCACGCGGAUGGGCGUUCCCCGCGAGCUAGAGAAGGCCGAUGACGGUCGAGUUUCCGACGGAGAGCUGUCCGAGGUGUCCCUUGUCGAGCCUGAGCCGAAACCAAAGCCCUCCUGCAUGGAAAGGCUCUCGAAAGCCGCCGUGGACUUCCGAGAGAAAGUGAAGAGUGUCUACUACUUGAAAAAGGUCGAGAAAAGCCUUCUGAUCGUGGAGAUCCGAAGCAGGGUGAAGCAAGAACCCAUGCCCCUUCUUCGCUUCUUGCACAAGGCCGUCUAUGUGGCUGACGAAGACGAUGUGGAGCGGGUCAUGACUUUUCCCGACUGGGAAAAAGCAUCUUUCUCUGCUCCUCCGGAGCUGACGGUGCGGGGCCGGCCACCGCGAGGGGAGCUCUUCGGCCGGGAACAGAUCGUCUUUGUUCACGGCCUCGUUCAAGGUGCCAUGGGCCUACCAUCAGCUGACGAAAACAGCUUCUCAGAUCCCUACUGUGUCGUGGAGGCUCUGUCCCGUGGAGCCGAGAGGCUUUUUGUGCACCGAACUCGGGUGAUUCCCAAGACGCUUUGUCCCGAGUGGAACGAGGCCUUCUAUUUCGCUUGCCCGAAGGACUUUGAGCUAAACCGGCUAAUGUUCAGUAUCUUCGACCGGGAUGAGACAAUGAUCGCCAUGAUCGGGGCUGGCGUUGAUCCCCUUGACCAGGAUGAGUUUUUGGGGCGUGCAAGCAUCGAUAUUUCGUAUUUGCGAAAUGGCGACAUGUUGAUGGAAGAACUUCCGGUAUCUGGCUCAGUCAUCGGCGCUAAGGUCAAGACAACAGCAGGGUUUCGUCGAGUACCCACCAUUUCCAUUGAAGUCGGCAUCCAGCGUCGCAUCAAGCCCAUGUAUGGGGUGGCACCCGAAGACCACUCGGCCGUGAUCCCAAGGCGAACCCAUCGAGUCAGCCGGCAGCCUGGGAACUUUGGCUUCUCUGACACGUCCCAGUUUGUGGAUGAGAUCUCCGAGGCGGAGCGCACCGCCACGGAGGUCAUGGAGGCCAACAACACGGGUCGGCUCUUGAAGGGCUCACACCUGGGCAUGCCGCCCAACUGGAUCUCCCUGCCCGAAGCCAUCGAUACCUGGGAGUUGCCUCCUCCUGAGGAGCCUGUCCCAGACUUGGAGGCAGAGAUGAGGAAACAUGCAGAAAAGGCGGCGCGUGCUGGGCAGAUCCCCGACGGCUUCGACUUCACGCAUGAGCCCCCGCCAAGGGCUGCGCGGAGUUUGCCGAUGCUCCAUUCGAGGUUCGCCCAGCCAAAGGCGCUCUUCCGGCGCUUAGCAAAGGAGCGAAAGGCAGGCAAGGACGGAAGCACUGCCAUCCAGCAAGGUUUCAAUGCGAGAUCAAAGCUGAAUAUUGUGCAAAGUCUGAAGGGCUUGUGGUACAAACCAACUCCAGAAACGCUUGUGCACCGGCGCCUAGAGGAGAACGGUGACGACAACAGCUCUGCAGGAAGCCCCACAUCGCACGACUGGGUGCUGCGCUAG